AUGUCUCCAAUGUCAGAGUACAGCGAUUUCACUCUGAUUAAACCCAGCAGCACCACAGACUUUAAGGAGGUGAUCAGUGUCCUGGAUGCUUCUUUGCCCGACAGCACCUGGACCUUUGAGAGCCAGCAGGCUGGUAAGCAGUAUUUCAGCGUGGAUGCGGGGAAGGGCGAGCUGGUGGUGAAUGACAGAAUAGACAGAGAGGCUUUAUGUGGACAAAGCGCCAGCUGUGUGUUGCCUCUUCAAGUAGUAAUAGAGAAUCCACUACAUCUAUAUCGUAUAGAAGUGGAAAUUAGAGACGUCAAUGACAAUGCACCGAAAUUCCUUAGCAAAGAAAAACAUUUGAAAAUUGCGGAGUUGACAGCGGUGGGUGCGCGCUACCCUUUGGAGACAGCGCAAGACCUCGAUGUGGGUAUUAAUUCCCUAAAAUCAUACAGUCUUAGCAAAGACGAAUGCUUUAGUUUAAAAAUUAAAGAACUUGCAAAUGGCAGAAAAGUACCGGAGCUUGUACUGGAAAAAACGCUUGACAGAGAAAAACAAGGUAUUCAUCAAUUACUGUUAACAGCAUUAGACGGAGGGAAUCCUGUCAAAACGGGAACAUCAAAGAUCACAGUGACCGUUCUAGACAAUAAUGACAAUGUUCCUGUUUUCAAAAAACCGUUAUAUAAAAUUACGGUGCCUGAAAGCAGUCAAAGUGGUUUAAUGCUCGCAAAGGUAGAAGCAACUGACCAAGACGAGGGUGUGAAUGGAGAAAUUGAAUAUUCGUUUGCUGACCAUACACCAGAGAUAUUGCGCUCUAUUUUUCAGAUCAACUCUGCAACAGGGGAAAUUUUCCUUAAAGGAAAAUUAGAUUAUGAAAACUUUGCAACUCACGAGUUAGAUAUUAGUGCAAAAGAUAAAGGAAUUCCUGAAAUGGAAGGUCACUGUCGCGUACAGGUGGAGGUAAUAGAUAUAAAUGAUAACGCUCCAGAAAUUGUUCUGACUUCAAAACCGAGCCCAGUACCAGAAGAUGCACCAAGUGGUACAGUAGUGGCUCUGCUUACAGCUCGAGACCUUGACUCCGGUGACAAUGGUAAAGUGACAUUAGGGCUCCCAAAGGGCUCUCCUUUUAAACUGAAACCCUCUUUUUCUGACAAUUACGCACUCGUUACUGGCCGUAAUUUAGACCGGGAGACAUUCUCGGAGUAUAAUAUCGAGAUUACAGCCACUGACUCAGGCUCACCCUCUCUAUCAUCUAAGAAGACUAUUAAUGUCACUAUCACUGAUGUAAACGACAACCCCCCUGUGUUCUCACAGCCCUCUUAUAAUGUGUAUUUAAAAGAGAAUGGAGUACCAGGCUCUAUCCUGAACAGCAGGAGCAGCAGCACGUGCUGCAUGAGACGGACCGACUCUGAUGAUUACAAGAACCCCAGCAGAAACCUGCAGAUUCAGCUCAACACUGAUGGACCUAUAAAGUACGUGGAGGUCCUGGGAGGAGACAUGCUGUCUCAGAGUCAGUCCUUCAGGUCCUGUAUGUCUCCAAUGUCAGAGUACAGCGAUUUCACUCUGAUUAAACCCAGCAGCACCACAGACUUUAAGGAGGUGAUCAGUGUUCUGGAUGCUUCUUUACCCGACAGCACCUGGACCUUUGAGAGCCAGCAGUUCCUUGCUUGA
Molecule: messenger RNA, 1650 nt
Organism: Neolamprologus brichardi
Lineage: Eukaryota; Metazoa; Chordata; Actinopteri; Cichliformes; Cichlidae
Source: RefSeq, a predicted model, not a curated record